UUGCACGAGGCCCAGCUACCCGUCCAGUCUCCUCCUCUGCUCCGGCCGGCUCGAACCGUAUAUUAUCUCUCCCCUGCAUCUCCGCGAAUCUGACCGAGGCUUGGUGGUCAGACAGGGAGAGACCCAUGGAGACCAAGGCCAAGGACGCAUGGGGCCUGGCGCUGGUUCUCUUCCUCGGCCAGCUCGUGGCCUUCUCCAUGGCCGCCGCCAGCUUCGCCUCCUCCUUCCUCGCCAAUCUCGGAGUUAACACACCUCUCACACAAUCCUUCUUCGCCUACCUCCUGUUGACUCUGAUUUAUGUGCCGAUCCUCUUGCACCGACGGCAGAAGCCACGGGUGAGCAUGAAACUUACCUUGUGUGGUUUUAGUUUCACACGCCUCCUCACUCUCUACGCCACUCCUGUCUUGCAGAUACCUUGGUACUGGUACUUGGCGCUGGCCUUCGUCGAUGUCCAGGGGAACUAUCUGGUUGUCAAGGCAUACCAGUACUCGUCCAUCACCAGCGUAACGUUGUUGGACUGCUGGACCGUUGUAUGGGUCAUCAUACUCACCUGGUACGCACUGGGCACAAGAUACUCCUUCUGGCAAUUUGUGGGGGCGGGGACCUGCGUGGCAGGGCUAGGCCUUGUGCUCCUUUCAGAUGCAAAAUCUACAGAUGAGCAAGAUGGGGGUCAAAUGCCACUUCUAGGGGAUGCCCUUGUUAUUGCCGGGACAGUUUGUUUUGCAUUUAGCAAUGUUGGAGAGGAAUACUGUGUCAAGAAGAACGAUCGGGUAGAGCUUAUCGCGAUGCUUGGACUAUUUGGCCUGUUUGUCAGUGCAAUUCAGAUAUUCAUAUUCGAAAGGAAGAGCCUAGAAGCAGUUGCCUGGUCUCCAACAAUGAUAAGUUUGUUCGCGGGAUUUGCCGUUGCAUUACUAGUGUUCUACACCAUUACUCCUUUUGUCCUCAAGAUGAGUGGAUCAACAUUGUUUAAUCUCUCACUCUUAACAUCUGACAUGUGGGCAGUCGCCAUUCGACUACUGUUCUAUCAACAACAGAUAAACUGGCUGUACUACGUAGCAUUCACAGUUGUGGCCAUUGGAUUAAUCGUCUACUCACUGAAUGAGAGUUCUUCAGCCGAUGGAAGAGCUACAGGUACAGAAGUUGCACCUCACUAUCAACAACUUCCAAGCGAGGAUGGCUCAACAAGUGGUUCUAAUUUGGACAGCCAAAAAAAGAAGCAACUGGAAGGAGCUCAUGGUAUCUGUUAGGGGGUCAACGUACAAAGUCAGCUCCAUGGUUUCGGAUAUGGCCAAAAUCAAAUACAGCAGCAGAAAAUGUGCAGAGAAUAAAAUCAUGUAUAUGCAGAAACAUUAUUUUUCAAGCGAAAGAAUAUUUUGUGUUAGGAUGGUUAAAAGAAUAUUUUUUGUAACAUGCAGUCCAGUACAUACUUGGUAACAAAGGAAUGAAAAAGAAAUUCAUCAUCA
Messenger RNA from Triticum aestivum (bread wheat), 1463 nucleotides. RefSeq names its product solute carrier family 35 member F2. The record is from RefSeq and is a predicted model, not a curated record. Gene Ontology annotation, cellular component: membrane. NCBI's taxonomy places the organism in Eukaryota, Viridiplantae, Streptophyta, Magnoliopsida, Poales, Poaceae. Gene Ontology annotation, molecular function: transmembrane transporter activity. Bases 126 to 1247 code for a protein of 373 amino acids. The transcript has 10 exons. Gene Ontology annotation, biological process: transmembrane transport.